Messenger RNA from Cryptococcus amylolentus CBS 6039, 1896 nucleotides. RefSeq lists its product as hypothetical. The coding region runs from base 828 to 1295 and encodes 155 amino acids. The record is from RefSeq and is a predicted model, not a curated record. The transcript has 4 exons. NCBI's taxonomy places the organism in Eukaryota, Fungi, Basidiomycota, Tremellomycetes, Tremellales, Cryptococcaceae.
CCGGCGAUUAUCCACGACGUGAGUUGUCGCGACUUUCCAAAACAGGCUCUCCGUGGGACCUGAACGUGCUACUCGGAGUCAGAGCCAACUCUGCUUCCCCCACCAUAUUCUCUCUCAUCUAUACUUCUCAAGACUCUUCACUCCUCUUGUGUAUUGGUUCAUCGACAACAACCACCUUUUUCCUUAUCUUUCUCCAAUUUUGCUCAUUCAUUCACCAUCCACCGAUCACUCCCCACUUGCAAGCUCGUCCGAAGUCUUUCCCACUCUUCCGGGUCAUUCCUAGUCUUUCGGCCGUGGUCGACAAUCCAGACUAGAUUGCCCAAAAGAGUCUAGUGAGUAGCGCGGUGACAUGAUGAAAAUAAGUGUGACGCUGAAUUCGGACCCCCGGUCUUUUCCUACAGUUCUUUCCAAAACCCAACCGACCCCUAUCGUCACUUGCCCUAUAAUCGACACGCCACCCUCUUUCAUAGUUAAUCCACUCCUUUCUGCAACACCACUUCGACGUGUUGUAUCCACCAAAACUCACUGUCCUACCCCCUGGCCAAGUUUCAGACCGCUCAAACGCCCCGUGCGCGACACAAACAACAACACCUCGGCACAUUGUUUUGAGUGACAAUCACACACAAAAGGCCUUUCUUAUUGUCCUCCUCAAACGCCGAAUUUUCCCUGUGGAAGUUGCUUGCGGCUGUGCAUAUAUACAAGUAUAUAAUCAACCAAGCACAUACGCCAUCACCCCCUUCUUUCCGUCACUUUUGACACGUCGGCUGGUCUUGACGUCCCCCCCACGCUCUCUCGACGAUAUCAGCUUGGGAUAGAUACCGAAACGUAUGAGCGUCGCUGGAACGACUUCUGGGAUUAUGUCUACGUUCAAGUUUUUGGGGAUAGCGACGGUGAAGGCUUUGGAUACACUGCCGUUAUCGCUGCUGGUGGUCAUCUUUCUCGCCUGUCUGGUCUUGCUCCAAUGGCCGUUCCCUUCAUCCCCUUCUCUACUCCCUACUCAUACCCCUCCGACAUACCCUGAAAAACUCGCCGGCUCGCAUACAUUCCCCUCCAACCCCUUCCCCGCCGCUUCCUCCCAGACAGCUCUCGGCCAUGGCCACCCCCAAACCCAGUUGUACACUGUGGCUGUGACGAUGGUGAACGGCCAGCAGCAGGUGAUGCAGGUCUUGCAGCCGCCGGGCAAGGGAAGGAAUGUAAGGAGGGGGAGUAAGCAAUUGAGAGAGUACAGGUCCGGGCUGGGCGUUUUGGAGGAAGUUGAUGGGGAGGAAGCUAGGGAGUUGUUUGAUCGGCCCUAGAGGCUCGGUCGAGACGUUUCUUAUGGACAUUUGCUACAUUCUUAUCUUUUUAGGUCGGUACAUCAAUAGACCUGUUACCUCUUCUUGCUUGUAGUUACGGCACUUAUUAUAUUCGGGCUGUGUGUAGCUAUAUUACUCUCAUUUGUGAUAAUAACGUUGUGUAUAGAUGGGAAUCCCCAAGACCAAAAUGAACAUACAGAUUAGAUGGGAAGAGCCUAUGAAUUGUGGACGAUAUCGAUUGACAUGACUCAUUCCAUACUCGCGCGGAUGGGUUUGUUUCAGCUUCAAUUUACAACAUCUGAGUAGGAUCGCCGACCUCAGCCCCCGGCACAGCACUUGUGGAUACCCUCCUUAAUAUACCUGCGCUGAAGAGUAGAAGCUGAGAUGAACGGCCAUAGCCUCUCACAAGUACUACAUACCGUCUGGUCCAAAAUACUGACAGCUUACUUGUUGAGAUGGCGGUUCCGCUUUCGCCAAGACCAACAGGUUAUGAGCCUCGGAUCUCUCCACAAAAGCACAAUCCACCAUGACAAGCGGGUGACCCACACUCAUGAAGAAAAAAAGUGCCAUAGUGGAUUGUUCUUUUGUGGUGAGAUUCGAG